Molecule: messenger RNA, 963 nt
Organism: Zonotrichia leucophrys gambelii
Lineage: Eukaryota; Metazoa; Chordata; Aves; Passeriformes; Passerellidae
Product: SH3 and multiple ankyrin repeat domains protein 1-like
Exons: 3
Coding region: 91-564 (157 amino acids)
Cellular component (GO): dendritic spine; postsynaptic density; postsynaptic membrane
Molecular function (GO): ionotropic glutamate receptor binding; synaptic receptor adaptor activity
Source: RefSeq, a predicted model, not a curated record
GCCGCGGCCGGGCCGCUCGCGCGCUGUCUCCGCCGUUCCUCGGCCGCCCCCGGCGCUCGCGGAGCCCCGGCAGCCGGGCAUGGUGAGGCGAUGCCGCGCUCGCCGGCCUCCAGCGAGGAGGAGGAGGGCGCGCGGGGCUCCGAGUACCCCGAGGCCGAUUCGGACUCCGGGAGCUCCCGCGAGGGCGCCCCCGGCCCCAACCCCGCCCCCGCCCGGGGACCCCCCCGGGGCCCGGCCCGGCCCCCGCCCGAGGAUCAUUUCAGCAUGAUGGUGUUCCGCAUCGGCAUCCCCGACCUGCACCAGACGAAGUGCCUGCGCUUCGACCCGGGCGCGGCCGUGUGGGCGGCCAAGCAGCAGCUGCUCUGCGCGCUGACCGAGGGGCUCCACGACGGCCUCAACUACGGCCUCUUCCAGCCGGCGGCCGCCGGCCGCGACGCCAAGUUCCUGGACGAGGAGCGCCCGCUGCGCGAUUACCCCCAGAGCUUCGACCAGGGCGUGCCCUACCUCGAGGUGGGCGUGGUCUGGGGUGCGGGAGGGGCGUGGUCACCGUGGGUGUGGUCCUAGGGGCGUUUGUGGGGGGAGGAGUUGGGUAAAUGCGGCGGAUUUGGGGUUAAAUUUAGGUAGGGUGGGCGUGGCCGUGGGCUUGGGGGAGGUCAUGGGGGCGUGGUCACCGUGGGUGUGGUCCUAGGGGCAUUUGUGGGGGGAGGAGUUGGGUAAAAGUGGCGGAUUUGGGGUUAAAAUAAUGCAUGGUAGGCGUGGCCUGUUAGUUGGUGGGCGUGGUCACUGUGGGGGUGGUCCCUGGGGGUCAUAGUGGUCAGUUUGGGGUGGGGUAGAUUGGGAAAAUUUUGGGUAAGAACGGCGGAUUUGGGGUUAAAAUAAUGCACGGUGGGCGUGGCCUAACUCGAGGUGGGCGUGGUCACUGUGGGUGUGGUCCUGGGGGCGUUUGUGGGGGGAGGAGUUGGG